Molecule: messenger RNA, 4149 nt
Organism: Diospyros lotus (date-plum)
Lineage: Eukaryota; Viridiplantae; Streptophyta; Magnoliopsida; Ericales; Ebenaceae
Product: protein NRT1/ PTR FAMILY 5.2-like
Exons: 3
Coding region: 1593-3383 (596 amino acids)
Biological process (GO): transmembrane transport; dipeptide transport
Cellular component (GO): membrane
Molecular function (GO): dipeptide transmembrane transporter activity; tripeptide transmembrane transporter activity
Source: RefSeq, a predicted model, not a curated record
UCUAAGGUUGUAAAUGAGUUAGAGUCUUUUGAAAUGGACUAACCCUUCAACUCAAUAAAAACUUGUUCGUUAAUAUAAAUGAGUUUAACUUUGAAAUUCAAUUUGUAAAUGAACUGAAUUUAAACUCAAUAAAACCCAUCUCAUUAAUUCUUGCAAACAUGUUUAAUUAGAUGCUGGUAAAUACUAAUAAAUUUGAUUAGAUAAUCGUAAACAUAUUCAAUUAAAAGUUCAUGAAUAGUCACGAGAUCUAUAAUUUUAUCAUAGCUGCCAAGUUUUUUAGCCGCCACAAUAUUAGUAUUAAUCUUACUCGAGAUAUAUAAUUCACUUGGUUAUGUUAUUUAGUGAGGAGACAAUGGUUGGAAAGAGGGAGAGGCAAUGAACGAAGAGGGGUCUGAUGAGACUUUCGUUAUCGGAAAGAGGCGACGAGGAGAGAGAAAUGGAGCUAAGGAGACGAAAGGUGGUGAACAAUGAGAGACAACAUGAGCUGAGGAGCUCUCGUGAACGGUGAAAGGGAGGGAGCCAAAGAGACAAUCGAAAAGAGAGAAAGAAAGAGAGAGUCGGUGAACUAGGUAAAUCGAAGAGAGAAAGGAGUUGAGGAGACGCCGUCGGAGAUAGAGAGCUGCUAGAUCUAAGAAGACGUAGUCAAAGAGAGAGAGUUGAGGAAAUGUCAAAGAGAGAGAUUGAGGAGAGAAAGAAAGAGAAAGUGAGUUGACUUUGAUCGUUUUCAAAAUUUUUUACCAUUCUACAAAAUUAAUUUUUAUGGCUUCUAUUACACGUGACGUGACAUUCUCUUGUUGGCCUGGAUCAUGAGUGAGUGCAAUUUUGUGCACCUCAUAUAAUGGGGGGUAACUUUACUCCCGUUAGUUUGGGGGGGGUAAAAAAAUCAUUUUGGAGAUCUCUUCCUAUCCCCUUAACCCACGUUGUCUCUUUCUCUCAUCUUUUUCUCGCCUUUUUUUUCCCCUAUCUCUAUUUCCCUUACUCUCAUCGCUAUCACUGCAUCCUUGUUGCCUCGCAUCACCUCAUCGUUGCAUCCUCUCUCUUCAAUGCGGUCAGUGAGGCGAGGCGACGAUGAGAGAAAGACGAUGAGAGGUUUGCUGGAGAAGAAGAGAAGAAAUGAGAGAGAAAAUGAGAAGAAAUGAAGGUUGUGUGUAGCGACAGCCGGCAUGUGAGAGGCGACAUGGCAGCGAAAGGAGAGGAGAAAGAAGGCAAUGACGGCAAUAGCGCGAGGCGAGACAAUGAAACGAGGUGAUGAGUGGCUUGUUGGAGAAAAAAAAGGAAGGGAAGAGAGGUCUGGAGAAAAAUAGGGGAUGCGUUUCUUUCCCCCCUUAGCGGUGAUGGUGAGAAGUGAGGCGACGGUAAUGAUGACGGCGGCUUGUGACUUGUUGGAGAGGAGAGGAGAGGAGUCAGACUAACGGGGGUUGCACAAAAUCGCACUCAUCACGAGUGGGGCAAUGGAUUGGUCCCGUGUAGAAUUUUCCAAGGAAGAGAGGCGGAGAAGUUGACAAAAGAUAGGAUUAUUAAUAAAGAUAGAUGAGUUUUCUGACCUCAUAACCGAGUGAACUAUCUCCAGUAAGAUUAAUACUAUUAUUAUUAUGGCGGCUGAAGAAGCUGGCAGCCAUGGCUACACAGAGGAUGGAACUGUGGAUCUCAAUGGCAACCCUGUCCUUAGUUCCAAGAGAGGCCGAUGGAAGGCUUGCUCCUUUGUUGUUGUGUACGAGGUGUUUGAGAGGAUGGCGUACUAUGGCAUAUCAUCAAACCUGAUAAUUUACCUGACGAAGAAGCUGCAUCAGGGCACUGUCUCCGCCGCCAACAAUGUCACCAACUGGGUCGGCACCGUCUGGAUCACUCCGAUCAUCGGCGCCUAUGUUGCCGACGCCCAUCUCGGCCGCUACUGGACCUUCCUCAUCGCAUCAGCAAUUUAUCUUUCCGGUAUGUCAGUCCUAACGUUGGCAGUUUCAGUCCCCGGACUAAAACCGCCUCAAUGCUCGGCCGCCGCCGUCCAAUCCGGCGACUGCAAGAAGGCCUCAACGCUUCAACGAGCAGUGUUUUACGGCGCACUCUACACGCUGGCCGUCGGCACCGGCGGGACGAAGCCCAACAUCUCGACCAUCGGAGCAGACCAGUUCGACGAGUUCGAGCCCAAGGAGAAGGCUCAUAAGCUUUCCUUCUUCAACUGGUGGAUGUUCAGCAUAUUCACCGGCACGCUCUUCGCCAACACAGUUCUUGUGUACAUACAGGAUAAUGUGGGGUGGACUUUGGGAUAUGGGCUUCCCACCGCCGGCCUGGCCGUGUCGAUUUUGAUCUUCCUGGCCGGCACGCCCUUCUACCGGCACCGGGUGCCCACCGGAAGUCCCUUCACGAGGAUGGCGAAGGUCAUUGUCGCUGCCGCGAGGAAGUGGAAAGUGCCGGUUCCCGGCGAUCCCAAAGAACUCUUCGAACUGAACUUGGAAGGGUACGCCAAGAAAGGAAAGUUUAGGAUUGAUUCCACGCCCACCUUGAGGUUCCUCAGCAAAGCCAGUGUAAGAACAGGUUCUACAAGUCCAUGGAUGCUCUGCUCAGUUACUCAAGUGGAGGAGACAAAGCAGAUGCUGAGAAUGAUACCGAUCCUAGUCGCGACAUUCGUUCCAAGCACAAUGAUCGCGCAAAUAAACACCCUUUUCGUCAAACAAGGCACCACACUCGAAAGAAAUGUUGGCGGCUUCAAAAUUCCCCCGGCCAGUCUAGCCGGAUUUGUGACAAUCUCCAUGCUUGUCUGUACGGUGAUCUAUGACCAGUACUUCGUGAAGAUGAUGAAAAAAUGGACACAGAAUCCCAGAGGAAUCAGUCUGCUUCAGAGAAUGGGGAUUGGAUUAGUCCUCCACAUCAUCAUCAUGCUAAUUGCAUCUCUAAUGGAAAGGUACAGACUAAGGGUGGCCAAGGAUCAUGGUGUGGUUGCAAGUGGAGGACAAGUUCCUCUAACCAUAUUCAUCUUACUCCCUCAGUUUGUGCUCAUGGGAACGGCUGAUGCAUUUCUAGAGACGGCAAAGAUUGAGUUUUUCUAUGAUCAAGCACCUGAGAGCAUGAAGAGUCUCGGAACAUCCUAUUCGAUGACUACGCUAGGAGUUGGGAACUUCCUCAGCAGCUUCCUUCUUUCAACUGUUGCUCACAUCACAGAGAAGCAUGGUCACAGAGGGUGGAUUCUGAAUAACCUCAAUGCUUCUCACCUCGACUACUACUACGCGUUUUUCUGUAUUCUUAACAUCUUGAAUUUCGUUUUCUUCAUGGUAGUGACCAAGUACUACGUCUACAAGGCUGAAGUUUCCCAUUCAAUGGAAGUUCUUAGACAAGAAUUGGGUGGACCAGCGCAGACGGUACCCGUCCAACCGCAGCCUGCUGGCUCUUAAGUUGUCUUCAGUCAAAUUGCUCCAAUAAAGCUAUUAUGUAUUUUGAUAUUUAACAAAAUAUAAUUUUAGUAAAAUUAUUUUUAGUAUAUUUAAAUUUCCUAAUGAAUUUUUGAUAUAUCUUAUGGUGGUAAAUAUAUUUUAAGUAUUAUAGUAUUUUAUGUAUCAAAACGAACUAAUUUUUUUUUAUUUUUCUAAAAAUCUAGACUAAGAGUCGACUUUCGAUGAGAGACAAUCGACUGUGGAUGUUCAUCAGUCGACAUAGUCAAACAUUAUUUAUGCAGACUCAAAAUAACCGAGAGUGGAUUUUGGCCAGUCGACUGUAGGCCAGUGAGAAUCGACUAUCUGUGAGAAGUCGACUGUGGGUUCAGCGAGAGUCGACUGUCGACAGCAAAAGUCGACUAUGGGUGUCGCGGAGUUGACUGCCUAUUAAAACAGUUGAUUGCUAGACUCCAAUAGUUGAAUUUUUCAACCGUUUAAAGAUCCGUUGGAAGCUCCAUUAUAAAUAUCAAAAUGAGAAAUUUGGAGAAGCCUAAUGCACAAUCAAGAUCCAUCACUCUAAAGCACAUCCAAGCUCUCAAGCACUCAAGAAAAAUAAUCUAAGGUUGAAGCUCAAAGAUAUAUCUUUUGGAGCCCAAGACAAAGGAUAUAUUCUCUCCAAAUGUGGUAAAAAUUGUAUUGUUGUAUUUGUAUAUUUGCCUUGUAUAUUGUUCUUGUAUUGGUAUCCAUUUUAAUCCAAGUGUGUUGGACAUAAGAUCGAUUAUUUGUA